AUGGAAAAUAAGGAACUCAAAAAAUUGAACUAUCUCUCUCUCGUCUCCAAUGUCUGUAACGAAUUAGAGACGCAUCUUAUAAGAGAUGCCCCAAAGGUGUUGGCCGAGUUCAUCAUCCAUCUUGGUCGUCACUCUGAGACUGUCGAUGACUUCGAUAAGAAGCUCAAGGAGGAAGACGUCACAGAGAUUCCGGAUUAUUUCCUUCGCUCGCUGUUAACUGUUAUCCACGGUAUUUACCCUCCGAAACCUAAACCUAAGUCUGAGAAGAAGAAGAAGAAGAAGAAGAAGAAGAGAGAGGAUGUAGAAGAUGGAGAUAAAGGAAGUUUCAAAGCUUUGGCUAUUAAAGAUACUAAGGAUAAAGUUAAAGAGCUUGAGAAAGAGAUGGAAAGAGAAGCGAGACAGAGACAAAGAGAGGAGAAUCGAAAUAAGAGUUGGGAUCGAGAAAGAAGAAGAAGAGGUAAGAGAAUGAGCUCACCUGAGAGAUGGGAAGUGAAGCAGUUGAUUGCCUCUGGUGUCUUGAGAAUGGAGGAGUUUCCAAAUUACGACGAGGAGGAAGGAGAUGGGAUGGUUUAUCAAGAGGAAGAAGAAGAAGAAGUUGAGAUUGAGAUGAAUGAAGAAGAACCUUCUUUCUUAAAGGGCCAAAGCAGGUACAGUACUGUUGACAUGUCUCCAGUGAAGAUCUUCAAGAAUCCAGAAGGAUCAUUGAGCCGAGCAGCUGCAUUGCAGUCUGCACUCACAAAGGAGAGGAGAGAAACGAGGGAGCAGCAGCAAAGAACAAUGGUUGACUCAAUCCCCAAGGAUCUGAAUCGUCCUUGGGAAGAUCCAAUGCCUGAAACUGGUGAAAGGCAUCUUGCUCAUGAGCUUAAGGGUUUAGGUUUAUCAGCUUACGACAUACCUGAAUGGAAGAAGGAUGCUUUUGGAAAAACUCCAACUUUUGGUCAAAGAUCAAAGCUUUCUUCAAUCCAGGAGCAAAGGAAGAGCCUUCCUAUAUACAAGUUGAAAAAAGAGCUGAUACAAGCUGUGCAAGAUAAUCAAGUUUUGGUAGUCAUUGGUGAGACUGGCUCUGGGAAGACAACACAGGUGACUCAGUAUCUCGCUGAAGCAGGUUAUACAACAAAAGGAAAGAUUGGUUGUACUCAACCUCGGAGAGUUGCAGCGAUGUCUGUAGCCAAGAGAGUAGCUGAGGAGUUUGGUUGCCGUUUAGGAGAAGAGGUAGGGUAUGCGAUUCGGUUUGAGGAUUGUACUGGACCAGAUACUGUGAUCAAGUACAUGACUGAUGGUAUGCUUCUUAGAGAGAUUCUGAUAGACGAAAACCUCUCUCAAUACUCUGUUGUCAUGCUUGAUGAAGCUCACGAGCGGACAAUACACACUGAUGUUCUGUUUGGUCUUCUAAAGAAGCUGUUGAAACGUAGAACCGACCUUCGUCUGAUAGUCACGUCAGCUACAUUGGAUGCUGAGAAAUUCUCUGGCUAUUUCUUCAACUGCAACAUCUUCACAAUCCCUGGAAGAACCUUCCCUGUUGAGAUACUGUAUACAACACAGCCAGAGUCUGAUUACUUGGAUGCAGCUCUUAUCAUAGUCCUUCAAAUUCACUUGACUGAGCCGGAAGGUGACAUUCUCCUCUUUUUAACAGGACAGGAAGAAAUCGAUUAUGCAUGUCAGUCACUGUACGAGAGAAUGCAAGCCCUAGGUAAAAAUGUACCUAAACUCAACAUACUUCCAGUUUACAGUGCCCUUCCUAGUGAAAUGCAGUCUAGGAUAUUUGAUCCUUCAUCUCCUGGUACACGGAAAGUGGUUGUAGCCACAAAUAUUGCAGAAGCUUCUUUGACAAUAGAUGGGAUAUAUUAUGUUGUUGAUCCUGGUUUUGCAAAGCAGAACGUGUAUAACCCAAAGCAAAGGUUAGAAUCUCUAGUCAUAACUCCAAUCUCACAGGCAUCAGCAAAGCAAAGAGCUGGACGUGCUGGUCGUACUGGUCCAGGUAAAUGUUACCGUCUCUACACGAAGAGCGCAUAUAGUAACGAGAUGCUUCCUACAUCAACCCCUGAAAUACAAAGGAUUGAUCUUGGAAUGACAACGCUUACCAUGAAAGCAAUGGGCAUCAACGACUUGCUAUCGUUUGAUUUCAUGGAUCCACCAAAACCACAGGCUUUGAUAUCUGCCAUGGAACAGUUGUAUAGCUUGGGGGCUUUGGAUGAGGAAGGGUUGUUGACAAAGCUAGGUAGAAAAAUGGCUGAGUUUCCUCUUGAACCACCGCUCUCAAAAACAUUGCUGGCUAGUGUGGAACUCGGAUGCAGCGAUGAGAUUUUAACGGUGAUUGCUAUGAUCCAGACGGGCAACAUAUUCUAUAGACCGAGGAAUAAGCAAGCUGAAGCAGACCAAAGAAGGGCAAAGUUUUUCCAGCCUGAAGGUGACCACUUUACAUUGCUAGCUGUAUAUGAAGCUUGGAAGGCCAACAACUUCUCAGGAUCAUGGUGUAUCGAAAACUUCGUACAGUCACGAUCGUUAAGACGUGCUCAAGAUGUGAGGAAACAGCUUCUCAGCAUUAUGGACAAGUUUAAACUAGAUGUGAUAAGCGCGGGAAAGAAUCUUACAAAGAUAAGCAAAGCAAUCACAGCAGGAUUCUUCUUCCAUGGAGCAAGAAAAGAUCCACAGGAAGGUUACAGGACGCUAGUGGAGAACCAACCGGUUUAUAUACAUCCGAGCGGCUCGCUGUUCCAGAGACAACCAGAUUGGGUGAUAUAUCAUGAACUUGUGAUGACGACCAAAGAGUACAUGAGAGAAGUGACUGUGAUUGACUCAAAGUGGCUUGUUGAGUUAGCUCCAAGAUUCUUCAAAGUCGCUGAUCCAACCAAAAUGAGCAAGCGUAAGCGCCUGCAACGGAUUGAGCCUUUGUAUGAUCGUUAUCACGAGCCUAACUCAUGGCGUCUCAGCAAAAGACGUGCUUAA
Molecule: messenger RNA, 2946 nt
Organism: Eutrema salsugineum
Lineage: Eukaryota; Viridiplantae; Streptophyta; Magnoliopsida; Brassicales; Brassicaceae
Product: probable pre-mRNA-splicing factor ATP-dependent RNA helicase DEAH5
Exons: 2
Coding region: 1-2946 (981 amino acids)
Biological process (GO): mRNA splicing, via spliceosome; spliceosomal complex disassembly
Cellular component (GO): intracellular anatomical structure; catalytic step 2 spliceosome
Molecular function (GO): RNA helicase activity; RNA binding; ATP binding
Source: RefSeq, a predicted model, not a curated record